UAGUCGUUACACUCACGCUAUUCGCGGCUGUCAGACUCCUUUGCGAGAAUAUGGACUAUCCUACAUCUAAACCUUUACAACACUAGAACAAUGGAGCGAUCGAACACAAUGUGUCAUAAAAACUAUGGUGAUCUCGGAAGCGAAUUCAUUAUUGAGCACCGGAAAAUCAAAACCACGAACCUCUGGAUAGCUUUAAUUAUUUCUGUCAUAUUUGCAUUAUGCGUUGAUCUACACACAAAGGACAUCUACCAUCUAUGGUCUAUUUCAGCUGUUUUGUUUGGUGUUCUAGUUUUCAAACUCUACACAAAAGUACACAGAGAGGUGAUCCUAAUAUUACCCACAGUUGGUGUACAACUGAAGACGGAGUACAUGCUGGGAUUGAAGUGCACCAAGUUCAUAGAUCUCUCGCACAUCCGGGACAUCAUCAUCAAUGAAGCUAUCACUAUGCAAAGUGUCAUCAGUUAUCUUGCUGUUUUACUGAAGGAAGAAAAAUCCGGAAAGUUAAAAACUUUGUAUCCAUUAUUUUCGAACUCCAGGUAUGGGAUGGACUGUCUCACAGCAGUGUAUGAGGUCUCGCAAGAAAAGCUCUUCCCUAAACGCACAUGACAAUGAACCGGAUGAUGGAUGAUGCUGCAGAAUUGCGUGCAUACUAAGUCAUCGCGAUACGCUGUGCCUUAGUGCGAUACAGACGAUGCAUGCACAUAUAUAGAAACAUCUUGAACAUGAUAAGGAAUUGUUGAUAAUGAUUUUGGACGGCAUGUGAAAAUGCUGGCAAGCUUUUGUUAAAUUAACCGACGCAAACAGACCAAACGUGUCUUCACCAGACGAAGUCAGUUGUUCAUGUAUGGCAUCGGAAGUUACUAUGGAGAUAUGUAUUCAGUCGCGACCAAGUGUAUCUCCACAACCCUACACAUAGACGUUCACAAUGACUGUGUGAGUGAUCUAUAUUUUACGAUGUACUCGACAGUAUUUCGGUGACAUCAGGGCGUGUCAGAAACAAAAUGUGGGAAACAAAGCUCAAAGAGGAUCCAGGUAUGGGACGUUAUGUCUAACAGCGCUUGAGACUACUGGGUAAUCGUGCUCCCUUAAUAACUAUGAGUGAGUUUUGUUUCACGCUGUUGUGAGCAUUAAUCCAGUAAUAUGAAAGAGAGAGAGAGAGAGAGAUUCACAUAUGUAGGGAAUCGAACCGGGUCUCCGGCGUGAAGAGCCUGUGAUGUAACCACUAGGCUAUCCAACGCCACAAGUACAUUGAAUCAGAUGGAAUAUGAAGAGUACUUCUAUCUUUUAUAUUGACAAUGGCAUCCAUAAACAUAAUUAUCAGGGAGGUCCGUAUAAUUUUUGUGUGGUGAUCUGUGUGGGUAAAGUGUCACGGCGUUGUUGUAGUCUUCGUAUUUGGCGCCCUUUUUAUGUAUUUACGUUUUGCACAAUACAAUAUUUUUACACGA
This is a messenger RNA of Haliotis rufescens (red abalone), 1445 nucleotides long. Its product is annotated as phosphatidylinositol N-acetylglucosaminyltransferase subunit H-like. The record is from RefSeq and is a predicted model, not a curated record. The transcript is spliced from 5 exons. Gene Ontology annotation, biological process: GPI anchor biosynthetic process. NCBI's taxonomy places the organism in Eukaryota, Metazoa, Mollusca, Gastropoda, Lepetellida, Haliotidae. Gene Ontology annotation, cellular component: glycosylphosphatidylinositol-N-acetylglucosaminyltransferase (GPI-GnT) complex. The coding region runs from base 91 to 606 and encodes 171 amino acids.